Messenger RNA from Erigeron canadensis, 3220 nucleotides. Its product is annotated as SH3 and multiple ankyrin repeat domains protein 1. The coding region runs from base 167 to 2845 and encodes 892 amino acids. Gene Ontology annotation, molecular function: actin binding; microtubule binding. The transcript has 12 exons. Gene Ontology annotation, biological process: actin filament polymerization. NCBI's taxonomy places the organism in Eukaryota, Viridiplantae, Streptophyta, Magnoliopsida, Asterales, Asteraceae. The record is from RefSeq and is a predicted model, not a curated record. Gene Ontology annotation, cellular component: cytoplasm; actin filament.
UCACCGCCGUUAGCCACGCCUCUCACCGGCCGAUUUCCGUUACCAACCGCCGUUUCAUGAAUUCAUCUCCGUAACUAACCACCGUCAUCAAUCACCGUCUCUUAAUCCGUAAAACUGUCAUAUCAUAAAAAAUACACGCAAAUUAAAAACCCUAAUUUACCGUCAAAUGGAUUUCCGAUACGCAAGACCACCACCGCCGUCUUCGGAUCCUCAUCAACCACCGCCACCACCACAACAACAACAAGCUCUUCCACCUCCAGGACCGUGGUAUUCCGGUCAAUUUCAGUACCACUCGCCGUCACCUCCUCCGCCACAGUGGCCACCACAGCCACAACACUCAGAUCACCACGCUCAACCACCUCCUCCUCCUCCUCCUCCCCCGUAUGCCGCCGCAGCUCCUCCGCCGCCGGUGCCGUACUCUUCUUACUCGCUUCCUCCUAGACCACCUCAUAUGUCUCAACCACCACCACAACCUCAUUAUGCUCCUGUUAAUCAGGAGUGGAAUAAUGCAGGCUGGGGUCAUCAAGGUUGGGAUUAUUCAGCGCGAAACCAAAAUGAAGAUGAUUUGGCCGCUAGGGCUAGAGCAUGGGCAGCUUCUAAAGCUGUAACAGAUGAUCAGCAUCAACAAUCACAGGCAAUGCCUCCCCACCGACCAGAAGAAAUGAUCUAUCAGGAUCAAUAUUCGCAGAAUAUGGAUCCUUCUUACCAAGAAUUUCAGCAACACUCACUUCCUCCAUCAAGCUAUCAACAAUAUCCAUCCUAUGCACCACCACCUAGGCCUCCUGCAAACCAGUUACAGGAGCCAUCAUCUUUCAGUUCUGGGUAUGCUUCAGAUGGACAUUUUUCAUAUGCUGCAAGAGAUGGAACUUUGCGGGAAUCAGCUGCUGCUUAUCCUCAUCAAGAAAUUGCACCUACAAGUUUAUCAGUUCACCAGCAGGAGGUACCUUCUAGUUAUUCUUCUGCUGCAGGUAAAGAAGAGCCAAGCGAUACGAAUGGCGGAUUUUAUCAACCAUCGCAUAUGCCUUUUGCUUCAGCUGCACAACACCAAUUUCAACCAUCAGUAUCUUCUAAUGAUAGACCAAAUUCUGUUGAACCACCCCACUAUGCAUUCAACAACUCAUCAGCUGACUCAACCGCUGAGCUUAGUAAUCAGCCAUUAGAUUUUGGGCCGGGGUAUGGUCAUGACCAUGUCUCUUUUGGACAAUCUGCUGCGUCUGGAAUGCCUUAUUCUUCAAUGCCUCCAGUACAUGCUACAGGACCACAGGCUGAUCCUUCAGUGGGUGUUCCUUCUCCAGUUUCCAUGCACUCGGGUCCUUUAUUUGGCGGGGUUACUGGAUCAAGCUUCCAACAAACUAUUUCAUCUGCAAACACAAGCUUUCCCAUUUCAAAUGCAUUUCAUGCAACAAAUGCCUUCCAUGGUGACACAUAUGGGACUCAUGGGUUCCCUGAGCGCCCUAAAAAGGCUUCCGUACCGAACUGGCUCCGAGAGGAAAUAAUUAAGAAAAAAGCAGUCAUAGGAAGUUCUGCCCCAGAGGUUCCCAGACAGGACACUGGAUCAACUGAAGAUGAAGAUAUGGACAAGAAAGGAAAUCAGGCAGAGGGUAAAAGUAUGGAGUCGUCUAGGUUCACAGAAGAUGAGGAUGAUGAUGAGGAUUAUGUCGAAGCUGCUAAAACUGCUGCAAUUAACAAGGAGAUAAAGCGCAUCUUAACUGAAGUUCUUUUGAAGGUUACAGAUGAGCUUUUUGACGAAAUUGCAACAAAAGUUCUUGAUGAAGACGAUGUUAAUGUGGAAGUUGAGCACAAGUCUAAUGCUUCAACUGAUACAACAUCAGCACCUAUUACUCCCAAAUCUUCCGCAAAGGUCAUAAUUCCUUCCAAAAUCAUAGGAACCGAUGAUGAUGCUAGUGGGAAAUCUAAUUCUAGCUCACCUGGAGAUGUCCUAGGACUUGGUAGUUAUGCUUCUGAUGAUGAUGAUGAAGACAAAGAAGUUCAGAAUGUGUCUCUUACCUCUUCCAAUGGGAGUAAGCCACCUGUACUCUUGGCUGAAAAUGGCAGUUCACAAGUAGAUAAUGGUGACAUGCAUGGUAAAAAGCUUCUAGAAGAAUGUCAUGGAGUGACCCCAAACAGGGAUUUGGGUAAUCAUAAUGAUAGUUCUGGUGGGGAGAAAAUUAAACCUGAUGGCACUGAUGUUUCAAAGUUAAAGCCGAGUGUAACCAAGGAUGUUAACGCUGAGAAUAUAUUACUCGAUGAUUCUAAAGGUGGCAGCGCUAGAAAUGGACAGGAUAAGAGUGAUAAGGACAAGAAACAUAAUAAGGUAGAUGAGAGUAGUAGGGUCCACGAUGAUAGACAUGCUAAGAGGGCAAAGAAGGAAGAUCAAAAUGAUGCUAAAGAAAAAGCAAAGGAUCGAGAUUCAGGGAAAAGGGCCAGUAAGGGUGAAAUUAAGGAUGAUAAAAGAGAAAGAGACAGAGAUAGAAGAUCUAAUGAUAAAGAAGAUAGCCGAAAGCUGGAUAGAGGAAAGGAUGACAAGACUGAACGCCCGAAGUAUAGACCUGGUGACUCGAGUAGGCACAAGCGACGCCAUUCGCGGUCACCUGGUGGUAUGGGGAGGAGCAGCAAGGACAACUCAUCUGUUGGCCAUGUAUAUGGCUCAAGUGAUAGCUCUUCCGAUGACUCUAAAAGGAAGGGACGUUCUAAAAGACGACAUUCAUCACCAUCACCUGUCAGAUCAAGAAGACAAGUGUCAAGGUCUCCACUUAGCAAGCGUUCUCAUCACAGGCAUUCUAACUAUUCUUCUCUUGAAACCACCAGGGAGAGGAGGAGGUCAAGAUCCAGGUCGCGAAGAUGAUAGUGCAGCUGGUUGCGUAUUUGAAGAUUACUCAUUGUGUGACACUUCUCUUUGUGUCGGCUUCUGGAAGUUGAGUAAUAUCGACUGAUGGGGAUCUGCUGCCUGAAAUGUAGUCAUCUUUUAUAGAUCAGGCAGACCCUGCAGGUCCGACAAAUGUAAAUCCGACGAUGAACAGGUCUUAUAGUAUGCAUGUUUCUGUUGAAUGGAGCCUUUUCUUCUGUAGUCAUGAUUGCGAGGCUAGUUCCAUAUUGUCUUCUAUUAUCACUUGUAGUUGAUUCUGAGCCAAGUUUAUAAAUUGUGUUUCUUCUGGAUUCUGGAUGACAUGCAUCAGAAAACCCUGGUUAAACGCUAAUGCUAUGACCCUUCUUGAGUGUA